UCGAAGCUCGAAGAUUAAUGGUUCGCGUCGCCUUGUGGACUUAUCGGGGAAAGAUGGCUUGCUUGCGCCUCGUGGGCCGACAAUGUUGCGGCCGACCGACUCGUGUAUGCACAGAUGCGCGUCGAGCCUAGCCAGCUAAGGUUUCGGGCUAGAUUCGAUCUAGUAAACAUUCCAAAGUAAGAUAUGCCUCGACGGCGCAUGCUCAUGGAAAAGAACCGCCUGCUCGAAUUUAAUCCGGCCUCAAAAGGUCUAAAGCAUUGUCCAUUCGGUCUCGCCACUCGGGUCUCUCGGCUCUCGAUCCGGUGUAUUUUCAUCCCCGAGAGUUUUCUGCGCGUGAAAAGAGAGAAUCUAUCCUUCUUGGGACCGGGAGCAUAUAUCCAGCGCAGUAACUCGCUCAUUCUUCUGCACCCCGAACGAGGAGGUGCCUCGAGCUCUCGGUCGUCGUCGACGAUGCUCGAAGGAGGCGGCGGCGGGAGGAGGAGAGGAGGGAGACGGGGGUCGGCGGCGGAGGAGGAGGAAGACGAAGAGUACGAGGUCGAUAUGGGAUCGGAAUCCCCCAAGCCGUCAUGGAGGUCGACCUUCGGGCUCAUGCUGAGGAGCGAGUGUUCGUGGAGAGGCUCGCUCGCGAGAUGGGACGCCUCUACUUCUUCUUCUCCACCGCCAGAGUUUGUCAUUCUGCCCAAUAACUGGCGGUACGUGCUAUGGACGCACUUCAUCUUGAUAUGGGCGGUGUACUCCUCCUUCUUCACCCCGCUCGAGUUUGGGUUCUUCAGGGGGUUGCCGGAGAACCUCUUCCUCCUCGACAUCGCCGGGCAGUUCGCUUUCCUGGUCGACAUCGUGAUCCGCUUCUUCGUCGCCUACAAGGACUCCCAUUCCCACAACAUGGUCUUCGACCGUUCCCAGAUCGCCCUAAGGUACUUGAAGUCUCGAUUCAGCGUGGAUCUUCUGGGUUGUCUCCCCUGGGAUGCUCUUUAUAAGGUCUGUGGGAGGAAGGAGCCAGUCAGGUACAUGUUGUGGAUUAGGCUAAGUCGGGCGCUCAGAGUGACGGAGUUUUUCGAGAAGAUGGAGAAGGACAUUCGGAUCAAUUAUCUCUUCACUAGGAUAGUGAAACUUCUCGUCGUCGAGCUCUACUGCACGCAUACGGCUGCUUGCAUCUUUUACUAUCUUGCUACCACUUUGCCUCCUUCCAAGGAAGCAUACACGUGGAUCGGGAGCUUGAAGAUGGGUGACUAUAGCUAUUCGCACUUCAGAGAUAUUGAUCUUUGGAAGCGCUACGUCACAUCUCUCUAUUUUGCCAUUGUCACAAUGGCGACAGUGGGCUAUGGAGAGAUACAUGCAGUAAAUGUCAGAGAGAUGAUAUUCAUAAUGGUUUAUGUAUCUUUCGACAUGAUCCUUGGUGCUUACUUGCUUGGUAACAUGACGGCCUUGAUAGUAAAAGGAUCAAAGACGGAAAGGUUUAGGGAUAAAAUGACCGAACUUAUCAGAUACAUGACUAAGAAUAAUCUUGGAAAGCAAAUUAGUGAUGAGGUCAAGAACCAUUUGCAACUACAGUAUAGUCACACGUACACUGAGGCUACUGUUCUUCAGGAUAUACCAAACUCUAUCCGCACAAAGAUCCAGCAAAAGUUGUAUGAGCCAGACAUUACUAAAGUCUCUCUUUUCAAGGGCUGUUCUCCAGGAUUCAUCAAGCAGAUAGCAAUGAGAGUGCAUGAGGAAUUUUUCCUCCCGAGAGAAGUGAUCAUAGAACAGGAAACUGGGGUUGACCAGCUAUACAUCAUCUGUCAUGGUUAUCUGGAAGGAGUUAGAAAAGAAGACGAUAAAGAGGAAAGGUUCCCCAUGAACUUGCCAAGUUAUAGCACGCUAGGAGAAAUCCCCCUACUCUGUAACACCACUUUGCCUUACACUGUUAGGGCAUGUGAACUAUGCAAGCUCUUACGCCUCAGCAAACAAUCCUUUACCGAGAUCCUCGAGAUAUAUUUUUCUGAUGGACGCAUUAUCUUGAACAACCUUCUUGAGGGAAAAGACUCGAACCUCUGCAAGCAGCUGUUGGAAUCGGAUAUCACACUUUAUAUCAUGCAGCACGAGUCAGAGCUGGCGACAAGGCUGAACUGUGCUGCCCAUGAUGGAGAUCUAUAUCGCUUGAAGCAUCUGGUAGCUGCUGGAGCGAAUCCCAGCUUGACGGAUUACAGUGGGAAGUCUCCUUUGCAUGUUGCUGCUUCAAGGGGACACGAGGAAAUCGUUAUUUUCCUACUCGAACAGCAUGUAUGCAUCGACAGUCCAGAUGAAUCUGGAAAUACCCCACUGCUGGAAGCUAUCAAGCAUGGCCACGAUCAGGUUGUUUCUUUACUUGUCAAAGCAGGUGCUUCGCUGAUAAUAGAUGAUGCUGGUGGUUUCCUCUGUACCACCGUCGCAAGAAGGGACACAGAUCUCUUGAAGAGGAUUUUGGCUAAUGGAAUCAACCCAAACGUGAAAAAUUACGACUCCCGAACGCCGCUUCAUGUGGCUGCUUCUGAAGGAUUGUACUCGGUCGUGCAUUUACUUCUAGAAGCAGGAGCAAGCGUUUUACCUAAGGACAGAUGGGGAAGUACUCCACUUGAUGAAGGCCGUUUAAGUGGAAACAAGAAUCUCAUCAACCUGCUCGAAGAUGCGUGGACUAUUCAAAUCUCGGAGUUUGCAGAUUCAUGCCAUCUUCAAGCUGAUAGGAUGCAGAAAAGGAAAUGCACCGUGUUUCCUUCCCACCCGUGGGACGCGAGCAACGAGAGAGGAAGGCGAGGGAUCAUGCUAUGGGUUCCGCGAACCUUGCAAGAGCUGAUAGAGGCAGCCAAACAGCAGCUCCACGUUUUAACCGACUCGUGCAUCUUGGCAGAAAAUGGCGGCAAAGUAACCGACGUCAACAUGAUCAGUGAUGGUCAGAAUCUGUUCCUUGUGAGCGGCGCGCGAUGAACAGCAACAGCGGCACCAAAGUAGAUGGUCAGUGCGUUCUAUGCUGCAGAUGCAGUCGAGCAGGGACCUUCACUUGCUCACUAUGGAACCUCAUUGUUCCUUCUUUUGUCGCAGUAUUAAGAACCAUUGCUUGAUGUGAAUUCUAUGCUAGCUUUCUCGAUUACACUCCCUUCACCUUGUCUUUGGUCGAGAUGAACGAAGAUAUCAGUCGAGAUCAGACGUGAAAGUGCUUCGGCAAUCUUUUGAAAAUGCAGGGAAACUCCGCGGUGUCACAAGUGUUUUCACUGGA
Molecule: messenger RNA, 3232 nt
Organism: Syzygium oleosum
Lineage: Eukaryota; Viridiplantae; Streptophyta; Magnoliopsida; Myrtales; Myrtaceae
Product: potassium channel SKOR-like
Exons: 14
Coding region: 184-2943 (919 amino acids)
Biological process (GO): potassium ion transport; transmembrane transport
Cellular component (GO): membrane
Molecular function (GO): voltage-gated potassium channel activity; protein binding
Source: RefSeq, a predicted model, not a curated record